UGUUAAAUAAGCAGCGCAGUCUCUUCUCUUUCCUUUGUCGGGGUCUUCGAUCGGGUCUCCUCUAUCUCAAAAUCGUUUCCCAUUUCUUUAAGCUCGCUAACCAUUUUCCUUUGCAGACUUUCCAAAUCCUAAUCCUAAUACGCAAAUCCACCUUCUUCGGAGAACAUGGGUGAAACCAGGGACAACGAUGCUUACGAGGAGGAGCUUCUCGACUACGAGGAAGAAGAAGAGAAAGCUCCAGAUUCUGUUGCUGCCAAAGUUAAUGGCGAAUCUGCUAAGAAAGGCUAUGUUGGAAUACACAGUUCUGGAUUCAGAGACUUCCUUUUGAAGCCGGAGCUUCUACGGGCCAUUGUGGACUCCGGAUUUGAACAUCCUUCUGAAGUUCAGCACGAGUGUAUCCCCCAAGCCAUCUUGGGAAUGGAUGUCAUCUGCCAAGCUAAAUCUGGGAUGGGAAAGACUGCUGUGUUUGUUCUGUCUAGUCUCCAGCAAAUUGAGCCUACAUCUGGCCAAGUUAUUGCUCUUGUCUUGUGUCACACUAGGGAGUUGGCUUACCAGAUAUGCCAUGAGUUUGAGAGGUUCAGUACUUACUUGCCUGAUAUCAAGGUUGCUGUCUUUUAUGGUGGUGUCCAUAUCAAAGUUCACAAAGAUCUAUUGAAAAAUGAAUGCCCACAUAUUGUUGUUGGGACACCUGGAAGAAUACUCGCAUUGGCAAGAGAUAAGGAACUUUCAUUGAAGAAUGUGAGGCAUUUUAUUCUUGAUGAAUGUGACAAGAUGCUUGAAUCACUCGACAUGAGGAAAGAUGUGCAGGAGAUAUUCAAGAUGACUCCUCAUGAUAAGCAAGUUAUGAUGUUUUCUGCAACACUCAGCAAAGAAAUACGCCCAGUUUGCAAGAAAUUUAUGCAAGAUCCUAUGGAAAUUUACGUUGAUGAUGAAGCCAAGUUGACCCUUCAUGGUCUUGUACAGCACUACAUCAAAUUGACUGAACUGGAGAAGAACCGGAAGUUGAAUGAUCUCCUUGAUGCUCUGGACUUCAAUCAAGUUGUUAUUUUUGUCAAAAGUGUGAACAGAGCAGCUGAGCUUAACAAGUUACUUGUUGAGUGCAAUUUUCCCUCUAUUUGCAUCCAUUCUGGCAUGUCCCAAGAGGAAAGGUUGACACGCUACAAGGGAUUCAAGGAGGGGCAUAAAAGGAUUCUUGUGGCCACAGAUUUGGUUGGACGGGGAAUUGAUAUUGAACGGGUAAACAUUGUCAUCAACUAUGACAUGCCAGACUCCGCUGACACAUAUUUACAUAGAGUUGGUAGAGCUGGUAGAUUUGGAACUAAAGGGCUUGCAAUUACAUUUGUAUCAUCUGCAUCAGAUUCUGAUGUUCUGAAUCAGGUCCAGGAGAGGUUUGAGGUGGACAUAAAGGAGCUUCCUGAACAGAUUGACACAUCUACAUACAUGCCUUCUUAGAGGAGUUUCACUUGGAAACAUGAACGUUUUGAGGGCAAAACCAUAUUUUAUUUGUGGCAGAGGCUUUGAUGUUAUUAUGUCGCUCUUCAAAAUCCUACUACGUAGUACUUGUAUUGGACAAUAGAAGGCAGGAUCUCUACUCAAGGAUUUCGGUAUAUUUUCUUUUGGGGGGGUGGGCAGGCUGGAUGAUGGGGAAAAUAGCAAGGUAGACUUACUAGAGAGUUCAUUAUGAAGAUGGUAGCCUCAAUUUAUGCUGAUAACUAAUUCAGAAUUGGAGGUAAUAUGGUCAAUGUAGGCGAGUGGUGCUCUAGUUAACGGGAUUUUAUGUGUAUAUUUUUUAAUGCCUCGAAUCAUUUGGUAUUUUUGAUAUUUGCAUCGGUGAAGAAUGAUAACAGUGAGCAUGUUUGUAUCUGUGUUGCGGGUUGGAACGGUAUCCAGUUUCGUGUUUUUGUAGGGUUGAAGUUCAGAAUUUUAGUAAGAAAAAAUUAGUAUGAUUAUUUCCCAAUUUGUAAUUGUAAAACUUAAGAAUGUGUCUUUAUCAAUCUAAUUUGAUCUUUUAAUCAUAA
Messenger RNA from Manihot esculenta (cassava), 2018 nucleotides. Its product is annotated as DEAD-box ATP-dependent RNA helicase 15. Gene Ontology annotation, molecular function: ATP binding; RNA binding; RNA helicase activity. NCBI's taxonomy places the organism in Eukaryota, Viridiplantae, Streptophyta, Magnoliopsida, Malpighiales, Euphorbiaceae. Bases 166 to 1452 code for a protein of 428 amino acids. The transcript has 12 exons. The record is from RefSeq and is a predicted model, not a curated record.